Raphanus sativus (radish) is the source of this 1606-nucleotide messenger RNA. Its product is annotated as purple acid phosphatase 18. The transcript has 5 exons. Gene Ontology annotation, molecular function: acid phosphatase activity; metal ion binding. The record is from RefSeq and is a predicted model, not a curated record. Lineage: Eukaryota; Viridiplantae; Streptophyta; Magnoliopsida; Brassicales; Brassicaceae. The coding region runs from base 74 to 1381 and encodes 435 amino acids.
GGCCUCCUCCCCGCGUAGAUAUAGUAUUCCAUAUCCCUUUCCCCACUGAAUCUGAAGGAGCUCUAUCGCAGAAAUGGAAAGAAAGCUUCUUGUGACCUUGUCUGUGAUACUCUUUUCUUCUGUUGCGGCAGAUGAUUACGUCCGACCAGAACCUCGUCAAGCUUUACAGUUUCCAUGGAAACAAAAGUCCACUUCUCAACCCGAGCAGGUGCAUAUCUCAUUGGCUGGAGACAAACACAUGCGAGUGAGUUGGGUCACCAACGACAAAUCAUCCCCUUCCUUUGUUGAAUACGGAACAUCUCCAGGGAAAUACUCUUUCCUUGGUCAAGGAGAGAGCACUUCUUACAGCUACAUAUUCUACAGAUCAGGGAAGAUACACCACGCCGUCAUCGGUCCAUUGGAACCAGACACUGUUUACUAUUACCGUUGCGGUGGAGGAGGACCUGAGUUUCAUCUGAAAACACCACCAGCUCAGUUCCCGAUCACUUUCGCAGUGGCUGGCGAUCUUGGUCAAACCGGUUGGACCAAGUCGACGCUAGAUCAUAUCGAUCAGUGCAGAUACGAAGUGCAUCUGCUCCCCGGUGAUCUUUCUUAUGCUGACUAUAUGCAGCACAAGUGGGACACGUUCGGAGAGCUUGUUCAGCCUCUGGCGAGUGUGAGGCCCUGGAUGGUGACUCAAGGAAACCAUGAGAAAGAGAAUAUUCCCUAUUUGGUGGAUGAGUUUGUGUCGUAUAACUCGAGGUGGAAGAUGCCUUAUGCAGAGAGUGGAUCAAAUUCGAAUUUGUAUUACUCUUUUGAGGUUGCUGGUGUCCAUGUGAUCAUGCUUGGCUCAUACACAGAUUAUGAUCGGUACUCAGAUCAAUACAAUUGGUUAAAGGGUGAUCUCUCAAAGGUGGACAGAGAAAGGACUCCGUGGCUAAUAGCCUUGUUCCAUGUACCAUGGUAUAACAGUAACGAUGCCCAUCAAAAUGAAGGUGAUGGGAUGAUGGCUGAAAUGGAGCCUUUGCUUUAUGCGAGCGGUGUGGAUAUUGUAUUCACUGGCCAUGUCCAUGCUUAUGAACGCACGAAACGUGUCAACAAUGGUAAAUCAGAUCCAUGUGGUCCCGUACACAUAACUAUAGGAGAUGGAGGAAACAGAGAAGGACUAGCUCGCAAGUACAAAGAUCCAUCCCCAGAGUGGUCAGUCUUCAGGGAAGCAAGCUUUGGACAUGGCGAACUUCAGAUGGUGAAUUCAACCCAUGCGCAUUGGACCUGGCAUAGGAACGAUGACGAUGAGCCAACAAAAUCUGAUGAAGUUUGGUUAACCUCACUUGUGAACUCAGGAUGUUGGACGGAGAAGAAAUGGAAUGAAAACCUCAGAAAAAUACUCAUGGAACCUUGAUGAUAAGUGAGAAACAGUAAAGUAGUCCGAAGUAUAUAUAAAAAUCUACAAGGUUGUGGUGUUAGACUAUUGGCCACACCAUAGUAGAAGACUUUCACAAGCUGCAUAGAAUUCCUAGUUUCAACUUUGAGAUUUUGUAAGCUUGUAAACUUUGUGUUGUGAUGUGUUGUAUUGUUGUGACAUUAAUUACAUUACAUUUUUUAUCUUAAUGUGUUUUAUAUCCAA